AUGCCAAUUUCCGAGGAAGAUAUCGAUGCCACAAUCCUUGAUCGCGCGAUCAACGACGCGUCCGACCAGACGGUACGCGCGGUUCUCAAAUCUAUUUGCGCGAAAAGCGACGAGGCUCGCAAAGAAGCCGAGAAUCAACUGCUGGUGUCGGCUACCGAAACUGAGAGUUCUGACAAAAAUAAGAGACGAGUACCACGCUACGCGUUCUGCGUUAAUUGCGAGAAGGAGUUCGAUGUCACGACCAAAACAGAGAAAAACUGUCGAUAUCAUCCAGAGCAAAGUGAGCCCACUGGCGAAGCCCUUUUUGUUGAUAAUUGGGAUGAGUGUGACGUGGAUACCGAUGAAAUGCGCGAGAAUUUCCCAGAGUGCUUUACAUUCGAGUGCUGUGAAGGGAACCUCAGAGAUAAUCCCGAUGGGUGUGUGACCGACUUCCACCAAGAACAGUAUCCUGGCGGAAGGCCAGCCAAAAGGUCGAAAGCCUUUUGA
This is a messenger RNA of Penicillium vulpinum, 486 nucleotides long. RefSeq lists its product as uncharacterized. The record is from RefSeq and is a predicted model, not a curated record. The transcript is spliced from 2 exons. Bases 1 to 486 code for a protein of 161 amino acids. NCBI's taxonomy places the organism in Eukaryota, Fungi, Ascomycota, Eurotiomycetes, Eurotiales, Aspergillaceae.